This is a messenger RNA of Priapulus caudatus, 2523 nucleotides long. RefSeq names its product nuclear RNA export factor 1-like. Gene Ontology annotation, cellular component: nucleus; cytoplasm. The transcript has 22 exons. Gene Ontology annotation, molecular function: protein binding; RNA binding. The record is from RefSeq and is a predicted model, not a curated record. NCBI's taxonomy places the organism in Eukaryota, Metazoa, Priapulida, Priapulimorpha, Priapulimorphida, Priapulidae. The coding region runs from base 61 to 2058 and encodes 665 amino acids. Gene Ontology annotation, biological process: poly(A)+ mRNA export from nucleus.
CCUAGCGGUAAAAUUUUAGUUCAGGCAUUUUCACAAUAAUUUUUAGUUGAAGUUUGGAAAAUGUCAUAUCAAAUAACUACUAAUCGUGAUGGUGAUCGAAACUUUUAUGGAAACAGAGGGCGACGUAGAGGCAGAGGAGGAAAUGGAAAUCAAAGUGGCGGUGGCCCAACCCCCAGGUCUCGUCUCGAUGCUGUGGAUGAAGAGGGAGAUAUCGACAUGGGGGGAGGGGCCGGACGACAGGUGCAUUUUAACAGAUACACCCCUUAUGGCGGCGGUGGAGGUAGGCGACCAUAUAGAGGAGGACCGCGAGGUGACCGGGGCGGAUAUAGAGGCAAUUCUAGCUACCAGCCGCCUUCCACAAUGAGCGAUCGUGCAGGAAGCUCACGAAACUCUCUGGAGCGGCUAGGUCUACCCCUGCAAAGAGGUGGUAGAAGAGGCAGUGGGAACUACAACAAGGAUCGACAUGAUGAGAGACAGAGAAGUGUCUGGUAUAAGAUUAUGAUACCUUAUGGCCGUGAAAUGGGAAAAGACUUCAUACUACGGUCGCUGACGACAGAGUGUUCUGUACCAUUCACACCUAUCAGUUUCCGGUUAGAUGGCAAGAUGGCAAUUUUUAACGUUGAGGGCUGGGACACAGCAGAGGCUCUCAUGAAGGUGUCACGACUGGUCACAGCACCUAGUGGGUUCAAGAUGCUAGUGAAGGCCACCCCGAGUGGACCACCAAUGCCUCAGAAUUUGAGUCCAACUAUUUUGGAGCAGGUCAAGGAGGUGCUAAACAAACGAUAUAAUUCUGAGCUUAAAACCCUCAACCUCACUGACUUUCACAACGAUCCAGAUUUUAAAGCGAAGAAGCUGUAUCUGCCACUGAAUCGUCAGAACGUAAUCCUCUCUGUCAUAGACCUUAUUGGCAAAACUGCUUCUGAGGUUGUAGCUCUGGAUUUCACUAAUAACAAACUGCCGAACUGCGACUCGAUUUCAACCCUUUAUACUAAGACUCCAAAACUGAAAGGCCUAAACUUGUCAAAGAAUUAUAUACGUUCAGAGUAUGAUCUUGACCGCAUCAAAGAUCUCAAUCUCCAGGAGCUGAUUCUAGAAGGGAACCCACUCUGCAGCCAGUUCAAGGACAAAAUGUCUUACGUCAGUGCAAUUCGAAAACGAUUUCCCAAGGUCAUCAAGCUGGAUGGCCUUGAUCUUCCCCCACCCAUUGGUUUUGAUGUAGAGACGCACUUAGAACUGCCGAAAUCCAAGGAAAGCUUCUUUGUCAACGAUGUUGUCAAGACGUUAGUACUUCGCUUCAUACAGGAGUACUUUAUGGUGUAUGAUUCCAAUGACCGGCAGCAGCUGCUGAAUGCUUACCACGAACAAGCUUUUUUCUCCAUGUUUGCUGUGCGCAAGGACAACAGCAGGGGUCCAUAUCUGCAGGAGUACCUAUCAGAGAGUAGAAAUAUGAUAAAGGUGAAAGGCUUUGAACGUAGAUCAAAGCUACUGAAGCGUGGAAGGUUAGCUGUAGUAUCGAUGCUCACUACACUGCCAAAGACGCAACAUGACCCCACAUCAUUUUGCAUAGAUAUCAAUCAUUACUCGGCACAGCUUCUGUCAUUCACAGUCACAGGGGUUUUUAAAGAAGGUGAUAAGAGCAGCCCUCCAGUGCGCUCAUUCACAAGGGUAUUUGUCGUGGUUCCUGUAGGCGACGGUCUCUGUAUCGUAAACGAGCAGAUGUGCAUCAACAAUGCAACAGUGGAGCAGGUGCAGGCAUCUUUUAAAUCGCCCACACCGACGCCCUCAUCCAGUCCCAGCUACCCCCAGCCGGGUCCAUCGGGCCUUACGUCGUCACCGGUAACAGGAGCGCCACUUGUUGCUGUGAACUCGCCCUCGUCGCUCACUGUCGAACAGAAGAAGGUGAUGGUGGAGCAGUUCAUGAAAGACUCUGGCAUGAACUCUGAGUGGUCCGCAAAGUGUCUAGAGGAGAACGCAUGGAAUUAUGAAGGUGCUGGGCAGGUGUUCCUGGAACUACGCAAGGUCGGAAGCAUACCGAUGGAAGCCUUCACAAAAUCUUAGGACAGAAGAGUGAACAUAUGCCUAGUCACAUGAACACUUUCUGAUGGGUUAGAAACGUAUCUACCCGUGGUCAAGUCUAUACGGCAGAUGGUGUCAUAUGACCGAGUCAUGGCAGAGACGUUUGCUAAUGCUCCAGUGUUAUUCUUUAUCAGAAAUGAAACAGCACACCCUGUGUCCAGAGCCCCAUUACUUGUGCUUGUAAAUAUUUUGGGCUCCUUUGUGCAAAACAAACACUGUUUUGUGAACUUAAUUGAUAUAUUUUAUGUGUGUAGAAAUUUUCAUUUUAAUUCAACAUCGCAGAAUGAGAUGUGAGAAUAGACAAAGUAAGGUCAAUUUGUUAAGUUACUUUGUUUAUACGACUCUUAGGAUGAUACAUGUGUAAAUUUUAAAGUGCCAUUUUCCAGUUGUAUGAAGUGCACAUACAUUUAUACAGAUUCAUAUGGAAAAUAAAUUAUGUAUUAGUAA